Messenger RNA from Cyprinodon variegatus (sheepshead minnow), 2462 nucleotides. It is a transcript of the gene adra1d, whose product is annotated as alpha-1D adrenergic receptor-like. The transcript has 2 exons. Gene Ontology annotation, cellular component: membrane. Gene Ontology annotation, molecular function: alpha1-adrenergic receptor activity. The coding region runs from base 232 to 1791 and encodes 519 amino acids. The record is from RefSeq and is a predicted model, not a curated record. NCBI's taxonomy places the organism in Eukaryota, Metazoa, Chordata, Actinopteri, Cyprinodontiformes, Cyprinodontidae. Gene Ontology annotation, biological process: adenylate cyclase-activating adrenergic receptor signaling pathway; phospholipase C-activating G protein-coupled receptor signaling pathway; positive regulation of cytosolic calcium ion concentration.
CCUGCUUUACCAGCUCUCACUCAGAGUUGAUAACACAGGAUGUCACCAGUCAUCGCUUGAAUGAAGAAAGCUGAAAUGGACCUCAGAUCACUCCCAGGUUUCUCUUUUCUGCAUACAACCCAGGAAGAAUUUUAAUAGGAUUUUUUUUUAAAGCAUGCUGCUUUUUAAACCAUUCUUUUUUGGUUCUGAUGUUCACAGUUUGGUGCUGCUGCUUCUAAGACAGCAUGGGGUAUGAAUAAUGUUUGCUUUAGAAAACUAACACUAAACUUCUCUUUAUGGCGAAUCAUGAGUGACUCUAACUUGAGGAAUGAAAGUAACUAUGGGCUGCAUUUGGACGCGUUUAACACAUCCGCUCUGGAGCGCAUCUUUCCAGAUGACAACAUCACAAAAUGCGGUAACUUCACCAUGGACCCGCAGGUCGUCGGCACCGGGAUCUUCCUCGCCGUUUUCAUUCUGGUGGCCAUCGUUGGGAAUAUUUUGGUCAUCCUGUCCGUAGUGUGCAACAAACACCUGCAGAACACCACAAACUUCUUCAUCGUGAACUUGGCAAUGGCAGACCUUCUGCUGAGCAUCAUCGUGCUGCCUUUCUCCGCAUCCUUAGAGGUGCUGGGAUGCUGGGUGUUCGGCCGGGUCUUUUGCAACAUCUGGGCAGCUGUGGACGUACUCUGCUGCACCGCAUCCAUCCUAAGCCUGUGCAUCAUCUCCAUAGACCGGUACAUCGGGGUGAAAUACUGCUUAAAAUACCCGAGCAUUAUGACAGAGCGAAGGGCAGUGGCCAUCCUUGCGCUUGUGUGGGUUUCUUCCACGGUGAUCUCCGUGGGACCGCUCCUUGGAUGGAAGGAACCUCCACCGGAGCAUGAGUCUGUGUGCGGGAUCACAGAGGAGCCGGGCUACGCGCUCUUUUCUUCGCUCUUCUCCUUUUACCUCCCGCUCCUGGUCAUACUGGUUAUGUAUUUUAGGGUGUACGUUGUGGCCCGCAGGACCACCAAAAGCUUGGAAGCGGGGGUCAAACGGGAGAGAAACAAGUCCGCGGAAGUUGUGCUGCGGAUUCACUGCCGCAGCGUGCUGGAGGACGCGCGCUCCACCAGCUCCAAGAGCAGCAAGAAUCAUCCGUUCAGAAGUUCCCUCUCUGUGCGACUCAUGAAGUUCUCCCGGGAGAAAAAAGCUGCCAAAACUCUUGCUAUCGUGGUUGGGAUGUUUAUCCUCUGCUGGUUGCCUUUUUUCUUCUUUCUACCGUUAGGUUCCUUUUUCCCAGCAUUGAAACCAUCCGACACUGUUUUUAAGUUUAUCUUUUGGCUGGGAUACUUCAACAGCUGCAUUAACCCGAUGAUCUACCCUUGCUCCAGCAAAGAGUUCCAGCGGGCUUUUACUCGGCUCCUGAGAUGCCAGUGUCAUCAAAAGAGGAGGGUUCUGCGUCGCUUCUAUGACCAGAGAUGGAGAACAGCCAUCAAGGGAAUGACUAGAGAGCAGAGAAGGGACUACACUGCUGGUUAUCCUAUGCACGAAUCCUGUGGAAGGUCCUUGAUACACAAGAGGAAACAUUGCUCACUAGGCUUAAAAAAAAUUAGCCUUUUUUCACCAUUACAAAAGUCCUCCUUCCAGUUUAAAGAAAAAGUGACUGAUCUGUCCAAUAAAAUCAAAGGGGGCACAGGAAAAGGUUCCCCACCUGCCCUGAGUCAGGCUGAUACAGUGGACACAGUCUCUAUGGGAAUUUACAGUUCCUGUGAGCAGAGCAGUUUUCAGUUAUAUGAUCUGGCAGAGUGUUACGGCCUUAAAGAGACUGACAUUUAGAGAGCCUCAGAGGGGAACUUUAACUAUUUUCAAAGAUCCAUGCUGAUCCAGCUUUCUGCAGACAGAGUCUGUUUGGGGCUUGAUUCUAUGGUCAGGAAAUGGAAGAGAAUCAACCCUUAGAACAAUGAAACCAGCACACACUGGACCUAAAAUCUUUACAUCUUUUUAAGUUGUGUUUAUGUACAAGAUGUGAUUAAAAAGCCAAAGUUUAGACUCCUUUACUUUAUUUCAUUUUAACACACAUUCACAUUAUUACAUAACGUGGAUGUUUGUCUGUUGAUGUAUUUUGAUAAAUUAGAGUUCUGACAGCCUCCUUGUGUUCAAUUAUAAGGCAACCAAUGGUGUGUGUUAUAAAACUGUGAAAUCUGUUGACUUUUUAAAGAAAAGGAGGAACAAAAUAUGCUGCUUUGAAAAACUUAGACAUGAGUCAAAGUGCAACUUUUAAUUUAGACUCUGAAGUGUAAUAAACACAAUUGCAUUCCCUUUCAGACAGGGAGGCUUUAAAAGAGAAGAAGAAGAGUGUUUGCAAAGUUUAGAUUUUUCAUGUAUAUGACAACUUGGCAUACAUAUGUAUAUAUAUAAUUGUAGUAUGAAUUUCAAAGUGAACACUAAUGUGAAAUGAAUGUGCUUCUUUGCAUUUUGUAUUGUAAUGUUUGUUAUGUAAAGCAAAA